Molecule: messenger RNA, 4048 nt
Organism: Rhagoletis pomonella (apple maggot)
Lineage: Eukaryota; Metazoa; Arthropoda; Insecta; Diptera; Tephritidae
Gene: dgo
Product: ankyrin repeat domain-containing protein 11
Exons: 4
Coding region: 507-3485 (992 amino acids)
Molecular function (GO): protein binding
Source: RefSeq, a predicted model, not a curated record
CGCUUGCUCCUAGACAGACGCCAGCUUGCAGCCGCACUUACGGCGGAACAGACGCUGCAGACUUCAGUAUUAACCUUAUAUUAUUGAAUCAUGGGUGAUUUCCAUGUAUAACUUUUUUCUUUACAAAAUCACGUCAAAUUUAAAAAACCGCUUCUUCGAAUUUCUUUUCUCCAAAUUCUCUGCUUAAAAUCCCCACAAGGGUUGCCAAGGGACCGCGUUUACUACCUUCCGACUAAGCCCAUAUGAUUUUCAGCCACCGAACACGCUCUAAGCCAAGUUUGAGUUGACCAUUAAAACCGGUCUGCAGACGCAGAUAUGCAUUUAAGUAUUUUCGCUUGCCACUUUGAGUAGUUUACGUUAAGACAUUGAACGAAAUGAAUGUAGCGGUGGCGGCAUGAGGAUUACUCGAUUGCUGUUUUCGCGCUCGUAGACACAAAUAUUUAUGUAUUAUACCUUUAGCAGUGCAUUCCGACGAAAUCCAAUUUCUUUGAGGACCAAGAAUCACGAUGCUACCAAAUACAAUUAGUCAGGAUCGCGGCAAAGAUUGGACCAGCCUUCACGAGGCUGCUGCCAAUGGUAAUGAGGAAAUGAUAAAGACGCUACUCGCUGGCAAUUCCGAUACGACAGCAAAGGAGACCAAAUUGGGAAAUACACCACUACAUGAAGCAGCAUCGCGCGGUUUAAGUCGCGCCGUAAAAUUGCUUAGCACGCCCAAGAUUACGGCCAAGCCAACUUCAAAGAGCAAGCAAAAAAAUGAAGCAGCUAAACAGAAUCGGGGUCCUACACAAAACGCGUUGUUGAGUAUACAGAACUUCGCCGGCUUCACCGCCUUACAUUUAGCUGCACAAAAUGGACACAAUCAAAGCUGUAGAGAAUUACUACUGGCUGGCGCCAGUCCAGAUGUUGAGAAUUAUUAUGGCGACACAGCAUUACACACUGCCUGCCGGUAUGGACAUGCAGGUGCCGCACGCAUACUCAUCUCCGCCUUUUGCGAUGUGAACAAGAAGAAUCUCAAUGGUGACACGCCCCUGCACAUAACCAGCGCCAUGGGUAGGCAUAAGCUGUCACGUAUCCUCUUGGAAGCUGAAUGCGAAAUUAAUACGCGUAAUUCACAAUGCGAGACACCGCGCGAUAUAGCGAUACGCAAAGGUUUCGGCAAAAUAUUGGACAUCUUAGACAAUCCGCAUCGCAUACGCAAUAAGAAAGCCAAAGCGCCGCUGACAGGUGAGGAAGCAGACAAAACGAAAGCGGUACCGUGCACGUCAAAGUCACAUUCGAAUGAGGUCAGUUGGUCGCCAUAUGGCUGUCAUUAUUUUCCCGAUAUGUGCGCCUUCCCGUCACCCAAACUCGAGACGCUGCCCAAGGAGCCACUGAAACGCGGCGAACAGUACUAUUUGGAUUUGGCGGGGCACAUACGCAAAGGACCCAUCGGUAUUGGAAAUAUAUGCUAUUGCGGUCCUUUCUUCAAGCAUAUCGAGGAUAAAAUAAAUUCAAAUAAGCGGCAUUUGCGUAAGUAUGUGCACAAUGCUAAGGAGCAUUUGGAUGACAAGGUGCAGGCGCUGGCUGCGCGCACUAAUCAUCAAAUUGAGAAGCUGACACGCACCAUGAUCGCCGAUCGCGUGGAGUGCGAAAAUAGACGUUUGUAUUUGGAGAAUUACUUAAAGCGUGGUGGUCCCUUGCGGCUAACAACUGACGUAACGUCGAAGGGAAGAGAGACGCGUGAAAUGCACGACACGUUGAAGCGCUGCCGAAGCCUAGAACUGCUUGAAAAGGUCGAUAUGUCGGAAGGCAAAAUGGCAAACUCACGAAGCUUUGAUCUGCUCGAUGCCAAUGCGAAUGACACAGCUGGCAUGCCGCAUAGGGACCAAGUGACGUGUUGUUCACAUGCUGCUGAAAUGCAGAAUCAUCAUUUGAGUGAGGAGUCAAACAACGAGUUCUACGAUGUGUCCAAGCGUUUAGGCAGCUUGCUGGCGAAGACCAGCACAUUUUUGAAGGUGCCUGCGCAAAGCGUACAAAACAAUGAACAGCCGCCCGACAAGUCAAUCACUGCCGCAUUAGGCAUCGAUACGGACGACGAAGCGCUUUGUACGCGCGUACAAAAUAUGCAUAUGAGUCCAUCGAUCAGCGAGGCAUCCAAUGCAACGCCGGCGCAGUUGAGUUCCGAAGCUGGCGCGAUUUCCAGCCCCGAUUACAAUUGCAAUUUCCGCACAAAGCAUGGCGCAGCGAAACGGAAAGCGAUUGCUGCGACGCCAGAAGUAGUAACUACCGCCUCGUCAACGGCUUCGCCACCUGAACGGUCGCACAGAGAUAAGCCGAUUACCGAGCGGCAGCUAGAGUAUUUAUAUGAUAUACAGAAGCGUGGCAGCGUCAUACAGAAUGUGAUAAGCGCACUGCGCAAGAGUCAUCAAAGGGCGGACAUCUUGACGGAUGUGAAAACACGCAAUGAGUCAGAGUACGUACACGAGGAUAAAUUGGGUUACAAAGAUGAGCUGUUUCAGGUGCAACGCUUGGCCGAAAACGAUAGUAAGGAGGCGGCGAUGUUGAAAGAGGUCGGACUGCCGCUUGAUAUUCACGGCACGUCCGUUGGAGAACCACAUAAAUUCGCGCUGAAGUCCUUCUACGACAACCAGUACAUGCAAACAGCAGGUGAACAGGCGACAACGUCACCAUACAUCAUGCAAGACACGCAUGCGGCACACUAUCAGGAUUCCUCCUACACCGAAAGUCAUCCGGGUGAAGACUGCCUGGACUCGUUGGAAAUCGCGCAACAGGAACAGCAAAUCCAACUGUCUGUAGCCACAAAUAAUUCACCACUCUAUGCGCAACCCGCCGUCGGCAGGGGCUCUACACCCUCACACGCCACUGACUCGCCAGAUUCACAGAAUUAUGUAUUCAAGACCAAUUACUGGCCGGAAAGGUAUGUGCCGAAAGAUGCCUACUUUCAUGAUCUGUCGCAGCGCAAAUUUCGAGUAGCACCGCCAAAUGGCGACCCGACAGCAGCAGCACAAACAACAAAAACAAACGAGAUUUCCGGCUAUACGAACGCCUUGCCGAAAUUUAAUGUUGCGCAAGCCGUAAAAAGCAUAGAGAACCUUAAUGGCCAAGUUCUAGCGAAUACGUAUAUACGAGAUCCGACGGUUAGGAGUAGCAUAAAUGCGAAAUCGCAAGCGGUGUCCACAAGAGGCGUUAAUUCAAACCAAAACAUGGCGCCUGCUGGGCUACAUUUAGACCAAAGUGGUUGUGAGGAAUGCACUGGCGCGGUUUGCAAUGCAAAUUGUGCUUACAAAGAACUGCCGAAUGGAAGGCAAGCGGUGGUGGCAAUUGCACAGACAGCAAAUUUGAAUGAAACCACUGUCGUUACAACAGCGGCGAUCCAUAAUGGCGGCAAUUACGGUUAUAGUCGAGACGAAUCGGGUGCACUCGGCGGCAAAGGCAGGCUACCUGCAACGGGUUACUAUGCGAGUAAUGUGUCUAGUUUGGUCUGAUUUUUAUUGCUAAUAAGACUUUAGCUUAAAUGUAAAUAGCUGGGACCGUAACGGUUAUGAUCUUUAAAAUAAAAAUCAUAAUUUUUUUUUACGAUCAUAUUAUAACCGUUAUUUUUAGAUUUAAUUUUUGAGAUCAUAGAAUGUUUAAAUCGUUCACACAAUAAGUUUGCCGGCGUUCAGUGCAUCUCAGGGGUUUCGGCCUGAAAAGCGCUAAAUUUGCUAAGAAGCUGGGUGUGGGAUUCUCUUUAAAAUUUUCUUUAUAGCCAAAAAUGUGUAUGCAUUUCAAAAAUACUCAUUUAUAAUGGAGAGAAAAAUAUUUGUAUAUAACUGUUGCAUUUAUUAGUAUUAAGUAUUUAAUCCAAGCCACGAACUUCCUAUUCUUCUCACAAUUUAAUCAUAUAAGAACUUACAUAGGUAUGUAUAUAAGAAUUUGCACUUCUUUAUACAUAUGUAUGUAUGUAUGCGUGUACUAAAAUAGAAUUAACAUUGAAAUAAAUUGGAAAAUAAAAGAUUCUUUCAUACACGCUCGGCUCAAGGAAAGCGCGACAAUGUGAAAGAGAAAG